CCACAGCAUCGGUACGAAAUUAAAACAUGAGAUCGAUAAUCGUGCCUAUAGAGGGUAUAUAAUACACGGUCUGUCAAUAUUUUAUUCACUUAGCUACUAUGUCUAAUAAUUUGCUUGUAACCUUACUUUUGUCUGUGCUUCUGUACAGAGAAGCAACAGCCGCUACAAAUCGAACUUUCCCGGAUUACUUCAAAUUUGGGAUAGCUACAGCUUCCUAUCAAGUGGAGGGAGCAUGGAAUGAAGAUGGAAAGGGUGAAAAUAUAUGGGAUCACUUGUGUCACACAAAUCCUACAUUUGUCGAUAAUGGAGACAACGGCGACAUCGCUUGUGACUCCUACCACAAAUACAAAGAAGACGUUGGCCUAUUGAAGGACCUUGGUGUCGCCUAUUAUAGAUUUUCUCUAUCUUGGUCUAGAAUAAUACCUCUCGGUUUGGCUGGGAGCCCAAUUAAUCAAGCUGGUAUCGACUAUUACAAGAACUUAAUUCAAGAAUUAGUCGACAAUGGAAUUGAACCCAUGGUCACAAUAUUCCAUUGGGAUCUCCCAGAAACACUUCAAGAAUUCGGUGGUUUUCCUAACCCAGAGCUUGUGGAGCACUUUGCCUAUUAUGCUCGGGUAGUGUUUGAAAAUUUUGGGGAUUCUGUAAAAUAUUGGGGUACGUUCAAUGAACCACUGCAAACUUGUCAUCAAGGAUAUGGCACCGGGACUAUGGCACCUGGGUAUAAAUCAUCAGGCUUGGCUGAGUAUAAAUGUACUCAUACCUUAAUCAAAGCUCAUGCCAGGGCUUAUCAUAUUUAUGAUGAAGAAUUUAGACCACAACAACAAGGUUAUGUGGGUAUGAUUCCUGACACGAUGUGGUUUGAACCAGCAUCUGAUAGUCCCGCUGACCAGGAAGCGGCCGAAAGAGCUUUACAGUUUAAUUACGGUUGGUACUUCAAUGCUGUUGCUAAUGGUAAUUAUCCUUCCGUCAUGAUUGAAAGAAUCGAUGAAAGAAGUAAACAACAAGGUUUUGAAACGUCUAGACUUCCUAAAUUUACAGAAGAAGAAAUUGAGUACAUUAAAGGUACCUAUGACUACGUUGCAAUUAAUGCCUACACUACUGCCUAUGCGCAAGCUAAAGAAGAAACUGAUCCAAGUGUAAUCUCUUACGAAAGUGAUUUAAAUGUAGACACUUUCAUUGAUGAAACCUGGGAACAAAGUGCCUCGUCUUGGCUCAGGGUCGUUCCAUGGGGACUAAGACAUCUCCUCAACUGGCUCAGCAAAACUUAUAACCACCCGGAAAUAUUCGUAACCGAAAACGGUGUUUCAGAUACAGGAGGGCUUGAUGAUGAUCGAAGAAUAUACUACUACCAAGAAUAUCUCAGUAACGUUCUAGAGGCUAUCUUAGAUGACGGAGUAAAUGUAACACGCUAUACUGCUUGGAGUUUACUGGAUAAUUUUGAAUGGGCACGGGGAUAUAGUGAAAAAUUUGGCAUGUACAAUGUCAAUUUUGCUAAUCCUGAAAGGCCAAGAACACCAAAAGCGUCUGCCUCCUACUACGCAAAUGUCAUCGCCUCAAGAUGUUUGGUAGAUACCUGUGAAUAAUUCAGAAGACGAAACAGAAAAAUAUAAUUUUGUAGUACUAUCAAAUUUCGCUUUAUAAUAAAUAAACUGUAAUAAAUUUAAGCAAAAACUUUAUUUAGUCUUGUUCAAAAAGGUCAAUUUUAUCACAUGCAAUAUACUGGUGACUCUGUUGACGAAAUCUGCUUCGA
Messenger RNA from Zophobas morio, 1750 nucleotides. Its product is annotated as myrosinase 1-like. Gene Ontology annotation, molecular function: beta-glucosidase activity. The transcript has 7 exons. Gene Ontology annotation, biological process: carbohydrate metabolic process. Bases 99 to 1583 code for a protein of 494 amino acids. The record is from RefSeq and is a predicted model, not a curated record. NCBI's taxonomy places the organism in Eukaryota, Metazoa, Arthropoda, Insecta, Coleoptera, Tenebrionidae.